AAUUGAAAUUGGAUUUUCUUUUCGUUGGUCUUUUUUUUAAUAACGAACAUACAUGCACCUUAAUAUUCAGUCAUUUAAAAAAAAUUCAAGAUGUUGAGUUUAUAUUAAAAGAUCAAACCAAAUUCAGUGAAUUGGUCUGCCUCCAAGUCAAUAUUUGAAUUCUCUCUCUAUUACUAGGGACACUUAUAAAUAUAACAAUUAAAUCCAAUAUAUUUAUAUAUAUAAUACAAUAUAUAUAUUUUUUAAAAUAUCAAAAAUUAGAUCCAACUCUUAAGGUCUAUCAACUUAAAUUAGUCUAUCACUAAUAGUGACAAAGUCUAUCACUGAUAGAUUUUGCUAUAUUUGUAAUUCUUUAAAAAUAUUGUUAUACACUUAAUUAUUAACCAUAUAUAUGUUACCCAUUAUAAUUAUUCCUUUUUCUAAUGCUCUAUCCUUAUAAUGAAAAGCCUCCAAAUUGGGAGUGAUACAAGCUUUUAAUAUUUUAAUCAUCCUAUUUGCUAAAAAUAUUUUUUUAAAGUUAAAUUACAAAUUAGAUUCAAUAGUUUGGAGAGAGUUAAAAUUUAGUCACAGAAACCAUCCUCAAGGAUUAUAAGACUUAAGCCAUAGAGGCAUAUUAUUAGUUCACAAACCACCCUCUACAUUAGAAAUAGUCCACCCAGCUAACUUGUGAGCCACCAUAUUACAAGAACUAGAAAUGGAUUGAAAUCCCAAAAUAUGAAUUCAAAUAAUCCAAUCUUUGAUCUCUUCCAAAAUAACCCCAAAUUGAGAACGAGUCAUAGAUUUCUCAUGAAUGACCUUAACAAAAGUUUGGGAAUCAAAUUUAACCCAUUCAUUUGAGAAGCCCAUUUCACCUACUAAUUUAAGCUUAAACAGGAGGCCGCAACAUCUAUUGAGAUGUCUUGAAAAUUCGAAGCAACCAUCAUAGCCAUUCCUUAAAAAUCACGAAAUAUUACUCUUAACCCCGUUCUAACAUCUAUGUCUAGUAAUUUCAAUGGUUUGAUAAAACCCUUAUACAUAGUCUACAUAUAAUAUGAAAGUUUUUAUCAAAUCAUGGUAAAUUCUAACCUAUAAUCAUAAGAAAUAAAUUUAUAAUUUAAUCGAUUAUUUGUAUGUACGUGUUUGUUUGGUUAACUUGUUGGACAAUGCAAAAAAGAAGUGAAAAAAAGUCGUAUCUACUUCGGUGCCUGUCCUUCUCCAAUCUCCACAUUCCUCCUUUUGUUCCUGAAAUGUAAGUCAAAUGUUUCCCAUUCUAAAGGGUUGUUUGGUAAACAAGGCUUCUACUAUUACCGUUCUACCCUUUUAUGACGUCACUACUGCAUAUACAAAACCUAAGCAGCUUUGAUUUAAUUGCCCAAGGUCUUCCCAUUCUUUUUUUCCGUUUCUUUCACCGAUUUCAUUUCAUCGCUUUGUUUAAUUCUUCGAAAAAAUUCUUUAAUAGUCCUUUGAAAUUUGACUGGAAGCCUAAAUUACAAUUUUCUAUUGUAAGAAAAUUCAGUACUUUACUCUUCCUUCAAUUAAACUUCAACAAAUGAAUUAUGAGAAAAUAACCGAACUUUAUGUUUGAAUAUUUUUUCAUACGUGCAAAACUUCUAGUCAAUUUUUUACCCACUUCUUCCAAAUUUAGAUUAAUCUUUUCCCAUUCUGCAUGACCAAACUUCUUCCAAGUCUUCUUUUUAGUGUUUUAAAUUGUAGUGGUGACCUAUAACCGACCUUUCAUGAUCAUAUUUUGCCGCCCAAGUUGACCAUUUUUUUUAUAGCCAAAGUUUCUCUUGAUUUCCUCUAUUACAAUUUCAUCCAAAUAUUGGAAGCAACGUACAUCUUAUGCCACAAAAUUCUCAAAAAGCAAUCUUGUGAUCUUUCCCAUUUGGCCCACCUCCAAGUCUUCUGAAUGACUUCUAAACUUUGCUUUUGCUUAAACCAUGAUUUGUCUUUUCUCUUCCUUUUUCCAAACAUCAUUCACAAAACCAAAACACAAAGAUUUCAAGAACUUAAAACAAGAAACAACCCCCCCAAAUCUAAUUCAAACAGGGUUGGUUUAACUCACCAAACACACUGGAAAUUUCCUUCACAAAACCUCCCUCCAUUUUCCCAACUUUCUUCUUCUUCUUCUUCUUCUUCUGGUAUAUUCUUACUUCAUUCUAUUCAUUCCAUAUAUGGAUUUCAAGAGAACCCCUUUUCUUAUUAUCAUCUUCUUCAUCAUCUUUACUCGCCAAACUCUGUCCUUAGACCAAAAGUUUGAAGCUUGUGCUCCAAAAUCCUGUGGGAAAGGUCCAAAUAUAAGCUAUCCUUUCUGGAUAGCUCAUUUGCAUGGCCCCUUCUGUGGAUUCCCAAGCUUGGAUAUUGCCUGCAAAGAUGAAAACCCAGUUAUCAGAAUUUCAAAUGAUGAUUAUAUUAUCAGAGAAAUUUCCUACCAAAACCAUUCUUUUCUUUUGACAAAUGCUGCGGUUUACAAUGUGAAUUGCCCAACUCCUCUUCAUAAUUUCAGCCUCCACCGAACCCCAUUCACUUACAGUUCGGAUCAUAUUGGUUUCUUCUUCUUCUACAACUGUACUUCCCUUCCUCCCAACUAUAGCUACCCAAUUGACUGUUCAAGCACAAGCAAACUCCAUUCUUUUGCUGCUUUCCAUGAUGGAUUUUUGGAGUUUAUGAACUUCUCUUCCAAUUCUUGUCAAUCCUCUGUUGAGGUGCCUGUAGACGUUAGUAAUGAGGAUGAUGAUUUUUCUGGGUUGUUGAGGAAGAGUUAUUCUGGUGUCUUGAAGAUGGGAUUCAGUUUAAAUUGGAAUGCCCAAAAUUGUAGCAACUGUGAGACAAGUGGUGGUCGUUGUGGGUUCGAAAGGAACCAGUUUGUUUGCUUUUGUCCUGAUGGACCUCAUCUAAAAACCUGCCAAGAGGGAGAAAGUAAAAAAUGGAAAAAGGCCGUCAUAGGUGUUUGCAUUGGUAUUGGAGGUAUGCUGUUAAUGAGUGUAGCCUUUUUCAUCUGGUUUUGUUUGCACAAAAAGAAGCUUGCUCGUUCUUAUACUCCCUCCUCCUUUCUCCUACGAAACAUUUCUUGUGAACCUUCAACAAAGGAACUUGAGAAAGGAGAAAAUGACAUGGGGCUACCUUUGUUCUCUUAUGAAGAGCUGGAAAAAGCCACAGACAGAUUUAAUCCAGCCAAAGAACUUGGAGAUGGUGGCUUUGGCACCGUCUACUAUGGCAAACUUCCAGAUGGGCGUGAGGUUGCAGUGAAACGAUUGUUUGAAAAUAACUACCGACGAGUUGAGCAUUUCAUGAAUGAAGUUGAGAUCCUUACUCGUUUGCGUCACCCACAUCUAGUCACCCUUUAUGGAUGCACCUCUCGACAUUGCCGUGAACUCUUGCUGGUUUAUGAAUUCAUUCCAAAUGGUACUGUUGCCGAUCAUCUUCAUGGCAACCGAGCAAAACCUGGUGAGCUUCCAUGGCAUACAAGGUUGAAGAUUGCCAUAGACACAGCAAGUGCUCUGGCUUUUCUUCAUGCUUCUGAGACCAUCCACCGUGACGUUAAAACCACCAACAUUCUCCUUGACAACAACUACAAUGUUAAAGUCGCUGAUUUUGGACUAUCUCGCCUUUUUCCUACCCAAGCCACCCAUGUUUCAACUGCUCCACAAGGAACACCAGGCUACGUGGAUCCAGAGUAUCACGAAUGUUAUCAACUUACAAAUAAAAGCGAUGUCUUUAGCUUUGGAGUAGUAUUGGUUGAGCUGAUAUCUUCAAAGCCUGCAGUUGAUAUCACUAGGCACAGACAUGAGAUUAACUUGUGGACAAUGGCGAUCAACAAGAUUCGAAAUGACGAAUUACAUGACUUUGUAGAUUCAUCUCUUGGAUUUGAAACGGAUGAAACUGUAAGAGAUAUGAUAUGUGCAGUUGCAGAGUUGGCAUUUCGAUGCUUGCAAAGUGUGAAGGAUACAAGGCCGUCGAUGUUGGAGGCUCUGGAAAUUCUUAAGAACAUAGAGAGUCGAAGUAGUGGCAGAGGAAAAGAAGACAUAGAUAUUUCAGGAGAAGAUGAUAUGCUGCUGAAGGAUGGUUUAGUGCCAGAGUCCCCAGAUUCUGUUGUCGUACCUUGGAUGAGCAAAUCUUCAACACCAAAUGGCAGUGGCUAAGUUUGUGCUUUAUGGGUUCAUGGUAAAAUAGCACUGCCUAGUCUUUUUUGUUCUUCCACCCAUUAUUAUAAGCUUCCUCAACCCUUUUUAGGUUGAGUCAGAUGUACAUAUUUGAGAUUGAAUGUAAAGCUCGCGUUGUUAUUCUCCAUCCACUUCUUCCCUCGUUUGACUGCUCAUGAUAGAAGUAAAAGAAGAAAAUUAUGCAGGAAAGAAAUAUGUUGAUAAUGUCCAAGUUUACACUAUAAUAAUAAAGAUUGUAAUGAAUGAAAGAACAGA
Benincasa hispida (wax gourd) is the source of this 4397-nucleotide messenger RNA. Its product is annotated as Serine/Threonine kinase family catalytic domain protein. Gene Ontology annotation, molecular function: protein kinase activity; ATP binding; polysaccharide binding. Lineage: Eukaryota; Viridiplantae; Streptophyta; Magnoliopsida; Cucurbitales; Cucurbitaceae. Gene Ontology annotation, biological process: protein phosphorylation. The record is from RefSeq and is a predicted model, not a curated record.